Messenger RNA from Fusarium pseudograminearum CS3096, 219 nucleotides. RefSeq lists its product as uncharacterized. Gene Ontology annotation, molecular function: zinc ion binding. The transcript has 2 exons. Bases 1 to 219 code for a protein of 72 amino acids. The record is from RefSeq and is a predicted model, not a curated record. NCBI's taxonomy places the organism in Eukaryota, Fungi, Ascomycota, Sordariomycetes, Hypocreales, Nectriaceae.
AUGCCUCCUAAGCGAAUCCGUUGCACCGCCGCCACUUGCCGCGAGCCUGCUCAGCGCAUCGUUGGCGACUGCACCUUUUGUCAAGGUCACUUCUGUGGCAAGCACCGUCUACUAGAAGACCACAAGUGCACCGGUCUCGAGGAUUGUAAGAAGCAGUCCUACGAGCGCAACGCCAUACAACUUGAGUCGGAGCGAACCCAGGUUAUCCGGGGCGUGUAA